AUGGAGGUUGCAAUGGUGAGUGCGGAGAGCUCAGGGUGCAACAGUCACAUGCCUUACGGUUAUGCCGCGCAGGCCCGGGCCCGGGAGCGCGAGAGGCUGGCUCACUCGAGGGCGGCUGCGGCGGCCGCUGUCGCUGCGGCCACAGCUGCUGUGGAAGGCGGCGGGGGGUCUGGAGGGGGCGCCCACCAUCACCACCACCAGUUGCGUGGGGCCUGCACCUCCCAAGACCCUCAGAGCGGCCGGGGAAGUAAGAGGAGGAGGCGACAGCGGCCCGAGAAGAAGAAAGUCCACCACCGGCAGAGCAGCUUUCCUCACUGCUCCGACCUGAUGCCCAGUGGCUCCGAGGAGAAGAUCCUGCGGGAUCUGAGUGAGGAGGAGGAGGAAGAGGAGGAAGAGGAGGAGGAAGAGGAAGAAGAGGAGGCAGAGGAGGAGGAGGGGAGGUUCCACUACAGCGAGGAUGACCGCGGCGAUGAGUGUUCCUACACCGACCUGCUGCCCCAGGACGAUGCGGGCGGCGGCGGUGGCGGCUACAGCUCGGUCCGCUACAGCGACUGCUGCGAACGCGUGGUGAUCAACGUCUCAGGCCUGCGCUUUGAGACCCAGAUGAAAACACUGGCCCAGUUCCCCGAGACUUUGCUGGGGGACCCUGAGAAGAGGACUCAGUAUUUCGACCCUCUGCGUAACGAGUAUUUUUUUGACAGGAACAGGCCUAGCUUUGAUGCCAUCUUAUACUAUUACCAGUCAGGGGGCCGCCUGAAGAGGCCUGUCAACGUCCCCUUUGAUAUCUUCACCGAGGAGGUGAAGUUCUACCAGUUGGGGGAGGAGGCCCUGCUCAAGUUUCGGGAGGAUGAGGGCUUUGUGAGAGAGGAGGAGGACAGGGCCUUGCCAGAGAAUGAAUUUAAAAAGCAGAUCUGGCUGCUCUUUGAGUAUCCAGAGAGCUCCAGUCCAGCGAGGGGCAUAGCUAUCGUCUCGGUCCUGGUCAUCCUCAUCUCCAUCGUCAUCUUCUGCCUGGAAACCUUGCCAGAGUUUAGGGACGACAGGGAUCUUAUCAUGGCACUGAGCACAGGCGGGCCCAGUGGGUUGUUGAACGACACCUCGGCCCUCCACCCGGAGAACUCAGGGCACACGAUAUUCAACGACCCCUUCUUCAUUGUGGAGACAGUCUGUAUCGUGUGGUUCUCCUUUGAGUUUGUGGUUCGCUGCUUUGCUUGUCCCAGCCAAGCCCUCUUCUUCAAAAACAUCAUGAACAUCAUUGACAUCGUCUCCAUUUUGCCUUACUUCAUCACGCUGGGCACGGAUCUGGCCCAGCAGCAGGGGGGUGGCAACGGGCAGCAGCAGCAGGCCAUGUCCUUUGCCAUCCUCAGGAUCAUCCGUCUGGUCCGAGUAUUCCGGAUCUUCAAACUCUCCAGGCACUCCAAGGGCCUGCAGAUCCUGGGCCACACCCUGCGAGCCAGCAUGCGGGAACUGGGCCUUCUGAUCUUCUUCCUCUUCAUUGGGGUCAUCCUCUUUUCCAGUGCUGUGUAUUUCGCGGAGGCGGAUGAACCGACUACCCAUUUCCAAAGCAUCCCAGAUGCAUUUUGGUGGGCCGUGGUGACCAUGACAACUGUGGGCUACGGGGACAUGAAGCCCAUCACCGUGGGGGGCAAGAUCGUAGGGUCUCUGUGUGCCAUUGCAGGUGUCUUAACCAUUGCUUUGCCAGUGCCAGUGAUUGUCUCUAACUUUAACUAUUUCUACCACAGAGAGACUGAAAAUGAGGAACAGAUACAGCUGACACAGAAUGCAGUCAGUUGCCCGUACCUCCCUUCUAAUUUGCUGAAGAAAUUUCGGAGUUCUACUUCUUCUUCCCUGGGGGACAAGUCAGAGUAUCUAGAGAUGGAAGAAGGGGUUAAGGAAUCUCUGUGUGCAAAGGAGAAGUGUCAGGGAAAGGGGGAUGACAGUGAGACAGAUAAAAACAACUGUUCUAAUGCGAAGGCUGUGGAGACCGACGUGUGA
Molecule: messenger RNA, 1992 nt
Organism: Mesoplodon densirostris (Blainville's beaked whale)
Lineage: Eukaryota; Metazoa; Chordata; Mammalia; Artiodactyla; Ziphiidae
Gene: KCNA4
Product: potassium voltage-gated channel subfamily A member 4
Exons: 1
Coding region: 1-1992 (663 amino acids)
Biological process (GO): protein homooligomerization; potassium ion transmembrane transport
Cellular component (GO): voltage-gated potassium channel complex; membrane
Molecular function (GO): potassium ion binding; delayed rectifier potassium channel activity; protein binding
Source: RefSeq, a predicted model, not a curated record